Molecule: messenger RNA, 1405 nt
Organism: Carassius gibelio (silver crucian carp)
Lineage: Eukaryota; Metazoa; Chordata; Actinopteri; Cypriniformes; Cyprinidae
Gene: vcpkmt
Product: valosin containing protein lysine (K) methyltransferase
Exons: 5
Coding region: 72-743 (223 amino acids)
Biological process (GO): peptidyl-lysine methylation
Cellular component (GO): cytoplasm; cytosol
Molecular function (GO): protein-lysine N-methyltransferase activity
Source: RefSeq, a predicted model, not a curated record
AAAAAGACAUCGCGAAUCGGAAGACACGUAGAUGCGUGACGUAGAAUGUGUUGAGCGAGCUAAGAAAGAACAUGGCGGCUGACGAGGACUCGGAAGAUUAUUUUGUUAGAGAAAUAGAGAAAAAUGACGGGUCUGUUUUAAGAAUGUACCAGUGCAGCAAAGGGGACGUGGGCUGUGUAGUAUGGGACGCUGCUAUAGUCCUGUCAAAGUACCUCGAGACGGAACAGUUUUGCAGUGUUCAGUCUGGAGUCAGUACGUGGUCCUGUAAGAACAUUAUUGAAGUGGGCGCAGGAACAGGACUCGUGGGUCUCGUGGCCGCGACUCUGGGGGCAAAUGUCACAGUGACAGAUCUGGAAGACCUGCAGCCUCUCCUUCAACUAAACAUCAAGAAAAAUCUGCAUCUCAUCCGGACAGGCUCAAUCACAGCCAAGGUACUGAAAUGGGGAGGAAAUGUCGAAGAAUUUCUCCCUCAUCCUCAUUAUAUUCUGAUGGCCGAUUGUAUCUACUAUGAGCAGUCUGUGGAGCCACUGGUGGAGACUCUGAAACUCUUGGCUGGACCAGAGACGUGUAUCAUCUGUUGCUAUGAGCAGCGCACGGUUGGCGUAAAUCCUGAAAUAGAAAAGAGAUUCUUUGAGCUACUUCUGCAAGAAUUCCAGUCAGAGGAGAUCCCACCUGAGAAACAAGACCCCGAGUUCAACAGUCCUGACAUUCGCAUUCUCCACCUGCGACGAAGAGUCGACUGAAUGGCUUUAUUUGCUCCUCUGUUUGAAAUGACGAGGAUGGGUUGGGUGUGUUUGUGUUUCAGUGGACUGUGGUGGUGUUGGUCAGAUGUUUGACACUGAACCAUAUGAAUGCAAACUGUUUUUAAGUGCUUAUCAUGUGGUACGGGAGGCCGGCCUUAAUGUGAACUUAUGGGUCUUUGCAGACAAACACAGUUUGAGUGAAUGGUUCUGUGUGUGAAAACUGGCAUCAAUAAAUCUCAAAUGUGUUUUUAACAUACCGAUUUAGAGAAUGUUGAACUGAGUGUAAUCUGUAAAUAAAAAAUUUCUAAAAUGAAGAAAAAAAGCAUUUUUGUUGAUGUGAAGUAAUUGAAAAACCUUUAGAAAAUGCUAGAAAAGUUUCACUAAACAUGAUGUUGUGUUGUUGCAGCCUCUUUUACAGGAGGCUCAGUUUUGGCCAUUGUCGUUCUGGGCUAUUGAAUUACUUUAGAGAUGGCAAAGUUGUGGUUGCAGUGUAGAGUGGAGAUUAGUUCAAACUUUCAGCAUUUCUUAAGAUUUAAGUAACUAUGUCUGGAUGGAGACAUACUUUGACUAAUUGCAAUUGUUGAGAUUUGAAGCAUCUAUUAAUUAUUUUGGUAUUUAAAUAUUUGGAUCAUUAUUAAUAACAGAGACAGUGUGAAUGUGUG